AUGAUCUCUGAUGAUACUGUGGUGUCUUCGGACUCCAAUGUCUCUGAGCUUCAAGCUCCGAACACAAAGCCGUUUGCGCUACGAGUUCUGCCCCUCGGUGCUUCUAUUACCAUGGGAUACAAAUCGGAAGAUGGAAAUGGAUAUCGGAAAUGGAUUCGACAACAAUUGCGCUAUGCUGGGUGGGAGGUUGAUAUGGUGGGCACUAUGAAGAGUGGCACCAUGCACGAUAAUGACCACGAUGGACACAUCGGCUGGAGAAUCGAUCAAAUAGCUUCCCAUGCCAAGCUGAUCAUCCCACAACAACCUAAUCUAAUUCUUCUCAACGCUGGCACAAAUGAUGCUCUACAAAAUUACAAAGUAGCCACCGCGGGCCAGCGGAUGGACUCUCUCCUAACAUACCUCUUCGACAACAUCCCCAACACAACCAUCAUCUUAUCAACCCUCACAUUCAACGGAAAGAAGCCUCAAUUGAGCACAGAAAUCAGCACGCAAUACCUAGAACUUGCAGCGAAACGCCGAGCGCGAAACGAAAGUCUCGUCCUCGCUGAUAUGAGCACUUUCAUUCGGUGGAAGCAACUCGUCGACAAUAUUCAUCCGACAGCCGCUGGCUACGAGGAAAUGGCAUCGGUGUGGUGGGCAGCCAUUCAACAAGCUGAGAAGGAAGGCUUUCUCAAGGCGCCAAAUCCCACCACUAUGAGUACUGCUACUAUCAGCAAGGCCCGUGAAAAGCAACUCGAUGAUAGCACUGCUGAUCCGAGUCUGCCCGCAUAUACGGCCCCGCCUCAGCCUACGAUAAAAAAGCUUAGUAGCGGCUCAUAUCGAUCACACCACUGGUAUCUGUGGGCCGUUGUAUUCCAGAUGAUUACGACAUGCAUUGUUUUCUCUUAUGUAUGA
This is a messenger RNA of Penicillium digitatum Pd1, 894 nucleotides long. RefSeq names its product putative esterase. NCBI's taxonomy places the organism in Eukaryota, Fungi, Ascomycota, Eurotiomycetes, Eurotiales, Aspergillaceae. Gene Ontology annotation, molecular function: phosphatidylcholine lysophospholipase A1 activity. The record is from RefSeq and is a predicted model, not a curated record.